Musca domestica (house fly) is the source of this 357-nucleotide messenger RNA. RefSeq names its product larval cuticle protein A2B-like. The record is from RefSeq and is a predicted model, not a curated record. Lineage: Eukaryota; Metazoa; Arthropoda; Insecta; Diptera; Muscidae. Gene Ontology annotation, cellular component: extracellular matrix. The transcript has a single exon. Bases 1 to 357 code for a protein of 118 amino acids.
AUGGCGGUUGCUCCAGUAGCUUAUGCCCAUGCCAAACCCGUUUUGGUAAAACAUGAUGUCCACUACGAUGAUCAUCCUCAAUACAACUACAACUACGAUGUAAAUGAUGAGCAUACCGGUGAUGUCCACAGUCAAACCGAAGAACGAGAUGGUGAUGUUGUUCGUGGUGAAUACUCGUUGAUCGAUGCUGAUGGCUUUAGACGUGUCGUCCAAUAUACCGUUGAUCCUCACAGUGGCUUCAAUGCCGUCGUUAAUCGUUAUCCCUUGGACCAUGUGAAGACUGUUGUGAAACAAGUAGCUCCAGUUACUUUGGUCAAACAAUACCCACAACCACAAGCUUAUCAUCAACACCAUUAA